AUGGGCUGCAAUUUGUGCACCUUGCAGAAACGGGAGGAACACUACAAACUGCUAUAUGAGAUUGCACAGGUGAACGGGCGUGACUUCUCCAAGGCGGGCCAUGAGGAGGCGGUGGUGGAGGCCAUCAGACGAGACCCCAUCGUCGUCCAGGUUCUCCGACGAACUCCCAACGGGGCCACAGCUACUGUGUCCCGUAACCAUGGCGGCGUGCCACAGGAAGUGUGUGUGGUGGAUGUGUGCACGCAAACUGACAUCACCUUUGAACACAUCAUGGCGCUGGCCAAGCUUCGGCCCGCCACCCCACCUGUCCCCGAUAUCUGCCCCUUUCUUUUGUCUGACAGCUGUCAUUCCAUCCACACCAUGGAACAUGAGUUUUAUGAGUGUCCAGAGUAUCUGUCCAAUACCCCAGCGGAGGUGGAGAGGCCUGAGGAGUAUGAGUACGAGGAGGUGGAGCUGUGCAGGCAGAACAGCCAGGAGAAGCUGGGCCUGACGCUGUGCUACAGGACUGACGAUGAGGAGGACGCCGCCAUCUACAUCAGCCAGGUGGAGCCUAACAGCAUAGCAGCAAGAGACGGCCGCAUCAAGGAGGGCGAUCGCAUCCUACAGAUAAAUGGCUGCGAAGUGCAAGACAGAGAAAAGGCUGUAGCCUUGUUAUCAAGUGAAGAUGUCAGGAGUAUUGUGCUCCUGGUGACCAGGCCAGAGAUGCAGCUGGAAGAGGAGGUAUGGCUGGACGAUGAGCAACGGGAGCUUCUCGAAGAACUGAAGAUGGAGAUCCUGGAGGAGAGGAGGAAGCAGAAGGAGCAUAACACUGCCAGAGGAGAUGAGCAUCCAGCUGAAGAAGAGGUAACGACAGACACAGCUACCUGUUCCUCCAAUAAUCAGGACAGCGGAUUUGGACGCAGUACAGAGAGUCCAGAGCACCAACCCUUACUGGCCAGGCUCCACAGAAGGAGCCCGGCCCAUGGCCUAAGGGAGCGAUGGCGGGCAGAGCACAACCAGGGCGAUAGGCUGGGGAGGCGAGGGGCUGCAUUGUCUCAAGACACCCAGGGUACCAGGACAUUGCCCAAAGGCCAGGGCCAUGAAGGUGAAGUGGGUAUUCGUGGUGGCGGACGUGGUGUCUUAGGUCUAGAGAAUCGCUUCCAGCAACUUUUGGAGCUCAAGUGUCAGAUCCGGAAUGGAGGCGAGUGCGGCGUGUACUCCAUUCGACACAGCAUCGAGUGUAGCCUUACUGAGCAGGGAGGAGGUGAUGGAGAUGGUAGUGAUGGGGGAGGAGGAGGAGGGGUGGAGCGGGAGUUGAGGAUGCUGAAUGAGGAGCUACGCAGCAUCGAGCUGGAGUGCCAGAGCAUCAUGCAGGCCCACCAGCUCCGCCAGUCCCACCAGCUGGAUCCCCCUCAACCCACAUCCUGCUCCCCAGGACGUAGCCCCAAAGAGGGACACAAGCGGCAAGGCAGGCUGGCUGAUAUCCAUGAACACCCAGAGAGGUCAGACAGCGAUAAGGUCCGAGAGAAGGACAGCUCCAGUGCCUAUAACACAGCAGAAAGUGCCCGGUCGACACCUUUAGGCAUGGAGAGAUCACCUGACCACUCUCUCCAGAGAUGCAUCAAUCUCACCAACCAGAAGAACCUUAGACUGGCCUCGUCAAGUCCCAUCCCCAUCCCCAAGCCCCACGGCACACCUGUUCACAGCAGACCAGACCCAGGCCCCGUCAUCUCCAGCAGCCCAGAUCAGAGCAACCAGUCCCGCUCUGAGUCAGAUCCAGCCCUACCUGCAGAUGAUGAGAGGUGUGAGAAGAAAGGGAGGACCAGAUCUUCCCAGAGGGGGUUGCCAUAUGCCUCUCCUUAUCAAGGUCACCAUCAAGGCCAGGGAGGAGCCAGGCAACUCCAGAGCUACAUGCAGCUGCUGCAGCAGCACUCGUCCCUGGAGUAUUCCCAGAGCCAGCUGAGUCUGCUCAGCGUCUGCCGAGAGCCUCUGCAUCGCAAUGGACGCCCAGGGGAACCCCGGCUCGAGUGGAAGGUCAAAGUUCGCGCUGAUGGCACACGUUACGUGGCACGGAGGCCCGCUCGUGACCGCAUCCUCCGGGAGCGAGCACUGAGAAUCAGAGAGGAGAGGAGUGGAGGCAUGACCACAGAUGACGAUGCUAUGAGUGAGAUGAAGAUGGGCCGCUACUGGAGCAAAGAGGAGAGGAAGCAGCACUUGGCCCGAGCCAGGGAGCAGAGGAAGAGGAGGGAGUUCAUGCAGAAGAGCCGUCUGGAGUGUCUGAGGGAGGGACCAGCCAGCGGAGCUGAAGGCAGGAAGGAAAUCAACAUCUUGGAGCUCAGCCACAAGAAGAUGAUGAAGAAACGGAACAAGAAGAUCCUGGAUAACUGGAUGACCAUCCAAGAGUUAAUGAGCCAUGGAGCCAGGGCCCCGGAGGGCACCAAAGUACACAAUGCCUUUCUUUCUGUCACAACUGUCUAG
This is a messenger RNA of Myripristis murdjan (pinecone soldierfish), 2457 nucleotides long. RefSeq names its product PDZ domain containing ring finger 4 (gene pdzrn4). The record is from RefSeq and is a predicted model, not a curated record. The transcript has 9 exons. Gene Ontology annotation, molecular function: protein binding. Bases 1 to 2457 code for a protein of 818 amino acids. NCBI's taxonomy places the organism in Eukaryota, Metazoa, Chordata, Actinopteri, Holocentriformes, Holocentridae.